AUGCAGGCCACAGAAGGGGAUGCCAAACCGACGUGCCUUCCAUCUAGAUUAUUCUCUGCCUUUUCCGCAUCGAAUAACGAUGGCCCCUUCUAUGCUCCUGGCCUAAACCCAAAAAGCAGUUUCCUUCUUGGCACUAGGUACGAAUCCUCCGCAGCUGCAGCUGACACUACGGAUCCUGUAGGCGAGAGGUUUGAGUACCAGGCCGAGGUAUAACGCUCUCUCGUAUGACAUUCAUAUAUUUCAAAAAGGAUAAUUAGAGCUUGAGAUAGUGAUAUUCAUUUCUGCUCCGUGAUAGGUUAGUCGCCUCAUGGACUUAAUAGUUCACAGCUUAUAUAGCAACAAGGAAGUAUUCCUUCGAGAGCUAAUCAGGUACGUCUCUAUUUCAUAUUUGAUCUCCUUUAACGCGCUGCUUUGACUAACUCGAAGUUAUUUUCCUGUCCUCUGCCUUUCCCUAGCAUCUUUUUGAUAGUUUCACCAGAUCACUUUAGCUGCUUGACUUAACCAUCCCUGAACGAAUCUUUUGAUUCCAUUCUAUACAAUGGUACUGAGCCCCCAUGGUGUGAUUUCUUUAAACUCCUGACGGCGUGGGGACUCCAUGCUAUGCAUUAUGCAACUAUCAUGGCGUUAAUGGCUUUUAGCGGAGCCUGUAUGCUGAUAUUAUUUUUCUUAAGAAUAUGUUUAGGUACCACUAUUGAAUCUUCUCAUGGCUUGAGAUGUCGCUAUCUAGGUGCAUAUACUAUUAUUAGCCUCGAUUCUUGGAUAAGAUCAGAUUUUUUGAAUGGCUGUUGUGGAUGAUAGAUAUUUUAUAUCUCAUGUUACAACUAAGUUCUACACCUUUGAGAACAUUUUGGUAUGGCCAACUGCAGUAAUGCAAGUGACGCUCUUGACAAGCUACGCUUCUUGAGUGUUACGAACCCUGAUCUCAUGAAGGAAGCUGUUGACCUUGAGAUUCGUAUUCAGACAGACAAGGAUAAUGGGAUCAUCACUAUUACGUAAGUAUCUUAUUUUCCUCUCUAUUUUGAUAUUUUGAGCUCAUGAAUGAAAUUAAUCUUUUUUGUCAGCGACACGGGCAUUGGCAUGACAAGGCAAGAACUUGUUGAUUGUCUUGGAACUAUAGCACAGAGUGGAACAGCAAAAUUCCUGAAAGCAGUGAAGGUUGUUGGAACUGUUUUUGGUGUGCAGAGUGAUGAAUUCACUUAUUGCUGUGAAUAGUAGGGUCGAUUGCCCGCAUUUGAGUUUUGUCCUAAUAUUUCAUCUUUUUUUUUGGGAUGACAGGAAAGUAAUGAAGCUGGUGCGGAAAGCAAUUUGAUAGGGCAGUUUGGUGUGGGGUUCUAUUCAGCUUUUCUUGUCUCCAGUCGGGUUGAGUGUCUAACUGAAAUGCUAGAAACUGUGUUUAUACAAAAAAAAAUAGUUUAAAAUAUUUUUUCUGAGAAAGAAUUGCUUCUUCUGCUAUGUGUCGAUAGGUCACCGUCUCCACAAAGAGCCCAAAAUCAGACAAGCAAUAUGUAUGGGAAGGAAAGGCUGACGAUGGUUCGUACACAAUUCGAGAGGAAACAGACCCAGAAAAACUAAUUCCUAGAGGGACACAGAUAACAUUAUAUCUUAAAGUUAGCAUCUCAAUAUAUUUGUCUUACUGUUAAUUUUGUUUCUUGAACGCCUCUAAAUUUGGCCUUCUCUUUCACUUUGCUUUACAGCAUGAUGACAAGGCUUUUGCUCAUCCUGAAAAGAUCCAGAAUCUCGUAAAAAAUUACUCGCAGUUUGUUUCUUUCCCUAUAUACACUUGGCAAGAAAAAGGAUUUACAAAGGAGGUACGCAUUGAGAUAUUGAAGUAACUUGAUUUUUAAUGGAUCUCACCUUUUUUUAGGUUCUACUUUUCUUUCAUGAUUACAGUCCUAGGACCGACGUUGUUUCUCCGUACUAUUGUAUUUCAUGGUUCCUGGCGGAUAUCAUUAUAGCUGUUUUUUGUUGGUCAUAAUAAAUAGGUCGAGGUUGACGAGGAUCCCAGUGAAGAGAAGAAGGAAGGCAAUGAAGAUGUCCAAACUGAGGUAACCCUCCCGCUAAUUUAUCAAUUGUCCUUGGCUCUAUGUUAUUUCUCAUUACCUAAACUCAAUAUUUUUAAAAAAAAUGCGUGUUACCUUGUUUGCAGAAGAAGAAGAAAACAAAAAAAGUGGUCGAACGAUAUUGGGACUGGGAACUUACGAAUGAGACUAAGCCCAUAUGGGUGAGUUUGUAGAGAUCUUUUUUUGAAACUUUUUCUUUCGAAGAACCUUAGCACCUGAGUUCUUGCUCGAUGUUUCUGGGAUUAAUUUGCAUUAUGCAUCUUUCUUUUUUUCUCCCAGCUUCGGAAUCCGAAGGAUGUGACUACUGAGGAGUAUAACGAGUUUUACAAGAAUACCUUCAAGGAAUACUUGGAUCCUUUAGCAUCAUCGCACUUCACAACUGAGGUGACUUUUUUAUUAAUAUUAAAAUUAAUAUGAUGGGAUGGUCUGAGACAGAUGUAUGAUCGAUCCAUUUUUUGCGUAUGGUUUCCCUGAACAUCAUUUCAAUUCACUCCUGUAGUUAAUUUUGGUGGGUCUGAACCCUCGACUUUUGCUUUGGCAGGACGGUGAUCUGACUAAUUGAACUGUUUUUUUGAUGUCAUACGUUCACUUGCCGCAGAAUCCAAUUUGUUUCGUGCAAUAUCUGAGAACCUAAGUGCAGGCUAUUGUCAAUUAUCUCUGCUGUUUUUUACAUCGUUGAUCAUACACUCUGUAUUUAUUCAUUAUUAGGUAAAAAUAUGCAUAUUUAUUUAUACGUGAUGCAUUUGAAUAUCAAUAGUCAUAUCAUUUAAUAGCCUGCUCACAAAAGGGACGUACUGUUGAAAUAGUUUUUCUUUUUACAGUCGUUUAUCCGUGGUAUUCUAUGUUUAGACGUUGGAGACAGAAUGUGUUGUUACAUAUGAGAUGAUUAAGAUAGCAUGUUGUAUACAUGGAACCUUUAAAGGAACUGGAAUUGCUAUUAAUCUUUUUUAAUGGCAUUUGCCUUUCUUUGAAUGCCAUAAAUAUUUAUUUGAGAUGGUAAAACUAAUGAAAAAUGACAAAAGGAACCCCACUAUGGUAGGAUCGAGUUACAACCCAUGUAGAAGAAACAAUCAGAAUAAAUUAUUCGGAAAUUAUUUUGGAAUACAAAACUUGUGAAGGGCGGAAACUUUUGCUCUCUGAAUUCGUGGCAUCCAAUGGCUUUAUAAUAGCAUGGGAUUUUCUCACUUAUGCGUUCCUCAGAAGCAGUUGCUAUCUUCUGAAUUAUGACAUAGCUAUCUAUUGGAAUUUGGAACACCCGAUGCCCUUUCUGUAUACUCUUUUUGCCUUUUCAGUUACAUGUCUUGAAAUUUAGGUAGCAUUCUGCUUUUGGUUCUAACCCAAUCAUAUUUUUGCAUCAGGGUGAAGUUGAGUUUAGGUCUAUCCUAUUUGUGCCAGCUUUAAGUCCUGCAGGAAGAGGAGAUGACAUUGUCAAUCCAAAGACGAGGAACAUAAGGCUUUACGUCAAACGUGUUUUCAUCUCUGAUGAGUUUGACGGCGAACUUGUAUGACCUGUACUCUUAUCACUUAUACGUCGUCACCGAUUUCUCAGUUUGACUUAACUGGCUUCUUCGUUAUUGUCUUGACUAGUUCCCGAGGUACCUAAGUUUUGUGAAGGGUAUUGUGGAUUCAAAUGACCUUCCGCUGAAUGUAUCGCGUGAAAUCCUCCAAGAAAGCCGCAUAGUAAGUGCGCUAUUGGUCAUUGUUACGCUUUUCUCUGUCUGGUUUUUUCAACGCUUCUAAUUUCUGGCUUCUAUGCACCCUCAUUGCAGAUACGAAUAAUGAGAAAGCGCCUUGUUCGGAAGGCUUUUGAUAUGAUUUUGGGUAUUUCUCUCAGUGAGAACAGAGAUGUAAGUAUACUUUGUCUGACAGAUACCGCUUUAUGCAAACCGUUAUGGAUUCUAAAUCUUUCUCCAAACAUGAUGCCUUCCUAUUACAUGUAUAUAUGUGGACUGUUGCCUCAGGACUACGACAAGUUCUGGGAGAACUUUGGUAAACACUUGAAAUUGGGUUGCAUGGAGGACCACCCAAACCACAAGCGCAUAGCACCACUGCUCAGAUUUUUCUCGUCUCAUAGUGAGCAAGAACUGAUCAGCUUAGACGAGUAUGUGGAGAAUAUGAAGCCCGAACAAAAGGAUAUUUACUAUAUUGCAGCUGACAGCUUGACAAGUGCGAAAAACACUCCUUUCCUGGAGCGGCUUCUUGAGAAAGAAUAUGAAGUAUGGAUUUUAAUUGAUUCCCAAUUCUAAGCUUUGUCAACCGGGUUACAUCAUUCCUAUUUUUCCUUUCUUUUUUUUUCUUUUUUUUCUCCCACAUCCUUCUACCACAAGUAUCUAUCUAACCGCAGAUUUUGCGACCAUCGCUCCGCAGGUUCUGUUCUUAGUUGAUCCCAUAGACGAGGUGGCCAUUACAAAUCUUAAAUCCUACAAGGAAAAGAAUUUUGUGGACAUCAGCAAGGAGGACCUGGAUCUGGGUCAGACUCUGCUUCCGCCUGCUUCUACUCCUUUGAUUCUUCCGCGAACCGAGAGUUUGAAAUCAUCUCGAAUCUCUGGGCAGGUGAUAGGAACGAGGAGAAGGAGAAGGAGAUCAAGCAGGAAUUCGGCCAAAUGUGCGACUGGAUUAAGAAGAGGCUGGGGGACAAAGUAGCCAGUGUCCAGAUUUCUAACCGGCUCAGUACAUCUCCAUGUGUUCUUGUCUCUGGGAAAUUUGGCUGGUCUGCGAACAUGGAAAGGUUAGUUCUUCCUUAUGCGUUGACCCCACCACUCACCUCUCAAACCAUCGAAUACUAAUGUCUGCAUCAUGCAUGUCGUGUUUCGUGCAGGUUGAUGAAGGCUCAGACGAUUGGGGACACAAGUAGCUUGGACUUUAUGCGCAGCAGAAGAGUGUUUGAAAUUAACCCGGACCAUCCCAUAAUCAAAGACUUGAAUGUAGGGCAUUUCAACCUCAUAAUCAAAUCCUUGAUCUUUUCAUAGCCACAAACACGAUAUUUUGUUUUUGUUUACCAGCUUAUGAUCAGAAACCGAAUAUAUUGGCUUUGUUCGUCAAAUAUUUCGUUGCUCUACAGGUUGCCUGCCGAACUUCUUCUGACGAUCCAGAGGCGCAGAGGGCCAUUGACCUUCUCUAUGAUACGGCUUUGAUCUCCAGCGGCUUCACUGUGAGUAGCAAAAGCCACCGUCGCAUUUUUCUCUAGAUAUUCUCCAUAUUUCAAUGCAUGAAAUUAUAUUUUUAGUAAAGGAUUGGUUAGAUAUAAAAAAUAAAUCGAAAGACGAAUUAUGACAUUUAUUUUCAUUUUUUUUAUGUUUAAAUUCAGAUUUAGGGAAUUCGUGGGGGGCGAAUCUGAUUAUAUCCUUAUGUUGUGAUCGAACUUAAUUUAUUUUUCCACCUCGUGUUCCUGCAGCCCGACAAUCCUUCCGAGCUCGGUGGGAAGAUCUAUGAGAUGAUGGGCAUGGCGCUUUCUGGCAAAUGGGCGGCGCCGCCUGCUGAGAUCGUGGAGCCGCCCGUUCAAACCGAAGGAUCGACAAAUUAA
Messenger RNA from Spirodela intermedia, 5583 nucleotides. The record is from the annotation of a GenBank genome assembly. Lineage: Eukaryota; Viridiplantae; Streptophyta; Magnoliopsida; Alismatales; Araceae.